GAGGAGGUGGCGGGGGAGGGGGCUGUGGCUGGAGACCGGGGCGGGGCCGCGCGGCGGGCGGGGCCGCAGCCGGGGGGCGCCGCUAGAGAGCCCCUGAGCCGCGGCCGGAGAAGAGCGCACAGCUUUGGGGAGCCCAGGCCCGGCAGCCAUGGCGGUGGAAGGAGGAAUGAAAUGUGUUAAGUUCUUGCUCUACGUUCUUCUGCUGGCCUUCUGCGCCUGUGCAGUGGGACUGAUUGCUGUGGGUGUAGGGGCCCAGCUGGUCCUGAGUCAGACCAUUAUCCAGGGGGCCACGCCUGGCUCCUUGUUGCCCAUCGUCAUCAUCGCAGUGGGUGCCUUCCUCUUCCUGGUGGCCUUUGUGGGCUGCUGUGGGGCCUGCAAGGAGAACUACUGUCUUAUGAUCACGUUUGCCAUCUUCCUGUCUCUUAUCAUGCUGGUGGAGGUGGCCGCAGCCAUUGCUGGCUAUGUGUUUAGAGACAAGGUGAUGUUAGAAUUUAAUAAGGACUUCCGGCAGCAGAUGCAGAAUUACCGGAGAGACAAUCGCACAACUUUGGCCCUGGACAAGAUGCAGGAAGAUUUUAAAUGCUGCGGGGCAGCUAACUACACAGACUGGGAGAGCGUCCCUACUGUGCCCAAGGGCCAAGUCCCUGACUCCUGCUGCAUCAAUGUCACAAAGGACUGUGGGGCUUCUUUACAAAUAAAUAACAUCUACUCUGAGGGCUGUGUGGAGAAGAUCGGGGGCUGGCUACGGAGCAAUGUGCUGGUGGUGGCUGCAGCAGCCCUGGGAAUUGCCUUUGUGGAGGUACUGGGAAUUGUUUUUGCCUGCUGCCUCGUGAAGAGUAUCCGGAGUGGCUAUGAAGUGAUGUAGGGUGUCUAGUCUCUUCAGUCUCCUCAUCUAAGGGAGUGGGGUAGUACACUCCAGGUUUUUCAAUUAAACGGAUUAUUUUUUCAGACUGAAAAAAAAAAAAUGGUCUCACUUUGUCUUUAAGUGUAAUACUUUAUCCUUUCCUUCUCCUCACCUGUGUUCCUGUCCUCUGGGAUCCUGUUCUAUGCACCUCAGUAAAGAAAGGCAUAUGGUGGUGGUGGUGGUGGGGUUGUUGGGGGAAGGCGGGUUUUGCUUAAGACACUGGUGGGGUUGGCAGUGGAAGUGGGGAUCUGGAGGGGGCUGGGCCCCAUGGCCCUCCCUGUCUUCUAGUCCUGUGCUGCCAAGUUUGGGGCUGUAAUAUUCAUGAAGCCAUCUCCUGCCAAAGUCAGAGGGAUUCCCCACAAUGGCUCUACCUGGGAGAGGCCAGCCCACAUCUACCACGGACAUCUUCUCCCUGGUGUUCUGCCCACCUCUGAAGGCCUAGCAACUCCCUCCCAACAAAGGGGACCCGGCUCCUUUUAGGAUAGUGAUCAAUUGCUAUCACACCUUUGUGGCCUGUAUCCAUUAGAUAAGAGGACAAUUUAGGGGUUCCUGGUUGGCUUGGUCGGUUGAGUGUCUUGACUUUGACUCAGGUCAUGAUCACAGGGUCAUGAGAUCAAGCUCUAUGUCUGGCUCCCAGCUCAGCAGGGAGCUAUUCUCUCCCUCUGCCCCCCUUCCCUCACUUGCAGGGUCUCUCUCAAAUAAAAAUGUAAAAAAGGAGGGGCCAUCUGGGUGGCUCAGUCAGUUAAAUGUCCUGCCUUUGGCUCAGGUCGUGAUCCCAGGGUCUUGGGAUUGAGCCAUGUGUCAAGCUCCCUGCUCAGUGGGGAGUCUGCUGCUCCCUCGCCCUCUGCCUCUCCCCGCCAACUCAUGCUCUCUCAAAGAAACUCUGAAAAAAAUAAAAUAAAAUAAAGGGGCGCCUGGGUGGCUCAGUGGGUUAAAGCCACUGCCUUCAGCUCAGGUAAUGAUCCUAGGGUCCUGGGAUGGAGCCCCACAUCGAGCUCUCUGCUCAGCAAGAAGCCAGCUUCCCCCUCUCUAUCUGCUUGCCUCUCUGCCUACUUGGGAUCUCUGUCAAAUAAAUAAAUAAAAUCUU
Molecule: messenger RNA, 1991 nt
Organism: Mustela lutreola (European mink)
Lineage: Eukaryota; Metazoa; Chordata; Mammalia; Carnivora; Mustelidae
Gene: CD63
Product: CD63 molecule
Exons: 8
Coding region: 149-865 (238 amino acids)
Cellular component (GO): membrane
Source: RefSeq, a predicted model, not a curated record